ACAUAAUUUACAAUCGCUUAACCACAUAUAACAGAAAAAACCGAGGUUGUAAAAAGAUAUUAAAACAUGGUUAUUGUGUAAGUUUGUUUUCAUCGUCUGCAUUUGGUCGCUUACAACAGCAAACGUCACGGCAGUCGGGACAGGAUGGGGAAGACGUGCGGCAUCAUCAUCGUCGGCGACGAGAUCCUGAAGGGGCAGACGGCAGAUACCAAUUCGUUUUUCCUGUGCCGCCGCCUCUUUGCUUUGGGCGUCAAGGUGUCUCGCAUAACCGUGAUUCCCGAUCUGAUGGAGGAUAUUGCGGAGGAGGUGUCGAAAUUCUCCAAGAAAUUCGACAUCGUUAUCACCUCCGGCGGCGUCGGCCCGACUCACGACGACGUAACCUACGACGGCGUUGCACAGGCCUUCGGGCAAGGGUUGACGUACAACGAGGAAAUCGCAGACGUCAUACGCCAGUACCUGCCUGAAGGAGAGGCUGCGAAACCAUCCCAUCCGGCCUUCAAGAUGGCGAACAUUCCUGAAGGCGCGGUGCUGCACUACCUCCGUGACGAGAGCGACGUCCUCGUGUGCCAAUUCCCUCUGGUGUCGCUGAUGAACGUGUACAUGUUCCCCGGCAUCCCAGCUUACCUGGAGCGCGACUUCCACUACCUGGAGAAGCUCUUUUACAGCCCCGAUACCAAGUUCCACGUCAAGGACAUCUUUCUGGCGGAGGACGAAAAUAAUCUGACGGGGAAGCUGAACGACCUGGUGAGCCACAGCCCGGCGGUGACGGUUGGCUCGUACCCCGAAGUCAACAACAGGUACUACCGCACGCGAGUCUCCCUGCAGAGCGAGUCCGAGUCCGAGCUGCUGGAGGCCGAGGAGUACCUGCGGUCCUCUUUUAGCGAUGAGGUCAUUGUUGACUUCGAUAUCAACAGCAUAAGCCAUGCAGGAAGAAGGAUUUAUGAUAUCAUCGCUCUGCGAGGGGAACCCCACCUCACUGGACCCAUCACUAGUGCUGUGAAGAUUCUAGAAGAAUGUCUGGAUCGGUAUUCCACUGAUGAGAUCUGCAUAAGCUUCAAUGGAGGCAAGGACUGCACAGUCAUCUUGCAUCUGUUGCAUGGAGUACUGCUUCAAAGAUACCCAGAAAACACCCCAUCUAUCCAGGCAGUCUAUAUCACCUGCAGCACACCUUUUGAUGAAGUGGAAGUCUUUAUUGAUCAGAUGGUUAAAAGGUAUAACUUAACGCUGUGGAGGAUAGAAGGACCUAUCAAGAAAGGCCUGGAGGAACUGACAAAGAAAGAACCAAAAGUGAAAGCAGUUUUGAUGGGUACCAGAUGGACAGAUCCCUACUCCAAAACACUCCAGCCAUUCCAUAUGACUGACGAAGGCUGGCCUCAGUUCAUGCGUGUUUCUCCUAUUCUGGAUUGGAAUUACCAGACAGUAUGGACUUUUCUGAGAACACUGUCUGUCCAGUACUGCACCCUUUAUGAUCAUGGGUACACUUCACUUGGAGGGAUACACAACACGAUCAAGAACCCACACCUGAAGUACAUUGGUGAAGAUAAGCAGGAAAACCAUUAUCCUGCUUACUUCCUGAAGGACAUGGCUCUAGAACGUGCUGGCAGGACAUAGUAAAAGGUUCACUAUUUCAGCAUCUAUACAAACAAAUGCCCACAAACAGGGCCCUGGUUAUAGAAUUACAGGCUUCCUUAUUGUAAAUAAAACAAUGAAGGAAAGGACUAGAAAACAUACAAAUAAUUUGAAGACUUCUUUGCUGUAUUGCUUCUUCAGGUAAUACAGUGAAAAGGCCUUCUGCAUAUUUGCAUUUUCCAGUUCUUCCCUUUGUUGUCUUGUAUAAAAUUUGUUCAACAUGAAUCCAGCACAGGCUUCCUUUGAUAAUGAUUUAUAAUGAUAAUAAUAAUUACUAUAUAUAAUUAUAUAAUAACAGUUAUUAUUAUUAUAUAAUAAUAAUUAUAUAUUUAUAAAAUUUGCUUUGUAAACUUUCUGUUAAAGAAGAUAGGCCUUUAUUUUGCAGAAUUGAAUGAUGAUGCAGAAGUGUUAGUAAGCAUUGACUGACAGGGAAGAGUCAGGCAAGGAAAGAGAAAAUGAAAAACAAAGCUAGCAAAAGAGAAGAAGGAUGAAUAGAUAGAAUGAAAAGUAAAAUAUUAAGAUGAUUAUCAAUAUGCUUGUUUGCAUAGUGGUGUAGGUUGGGGUUAUUUAUACUGUAAAUAUUUGUAAGUCCUUCAAAUUUGGUCUGUUAUAUUAUUGUAAAUAAAUAAAUAAAUAGAUAAAUAAAUAAA
Molecule: messenger RNA, 2279 nt
Organism: Penaeus chinensis
Lineage: Eukaryota; Metazoa; Arthropoda; Malacostraca; Decapoda; Penaeidae
Product: FAD synthase-like
Exons: 11
Coding region: 145-1611 (488 amino acids)
Biological process (GO): FAD biosynthetic process
Molecular function (GO): FMN adenylyltransferase activity
Source: RefSeq, a predicted model, not a curated record